Molecule: messenger RNA, 1991 nt
Organism: Asparagus officinalis (garden asparagus)
Lineage: Eukaryota; Viridiplantae; Streptophyta; Magnoliopsida; Asparagales; Asparagaceae
Product: LIMR family protein Os06g0128200-like
Source: RefSeq, a predicted model, not a curated record
UUCCACUCUCCUCCUUCUGUUCGAAAUCUCCCCCCACACACAAAAAAAAAAAAAACCUAAUUCCCCAAAUUCACCUCAAAAAAUGGGGGAUUUCAACCUAGCCCUUGUGAUCGUCGCCGCCGUCGUCUGCGUCCUCGUCGUCCUCUUCAACAUCUACCUCCUCGUCAACUACCAGCACCCCGACGACGUCAACCAAGCCUACUUCCCCAAGCUCGUCGUCGUCGCCGGGCUCUCCCAUAUCCAUCCUCAUGCUCCCGCCGACGUCGCCAACCGCCAAGCUUGCCGCACGCCAUCUACAAACGGCGCCUGCGACGUCACGCUCCCGAUGAAGACGCUGUGGCUCGUCGUUUACAUUGUUGAUGCUGUGCUCGUGUUCUUCUUCAUCCCGUUCGCGAUGUUCUACUAUGAAGGGGACCAGGACAAGAGCGUGGCGAAGAGGCUGAGGAGUGCGCUGCUGUGGGUUCUGGCUUCGGCUGUUGUUUGCGCGCUCGCGCUUGGGAUUCUCUAUGGGCUCAUAGGUAAAGUGGACUUCACAGUUAGGCACCUUUCUUCAUCUGCAACAAGCUUCCCGAGUACCUGGUCUGAGUUCUCAAGCAGCCAACCUUGUAUUGGUCAAUCUGCUCGUCAGUGUGAUGCAUACACAGCAAGCCCUUCUUCAGAAACCACAUGGACAAUGCGUGCCACUUUUCCAGAAUAUGUUGUGGCUCUUGCAACAAUCGUUGGAUCAGUACUUUUCACAAUAUUUGGAGGUGUUGGCAUUGCUUGCUUUCCUUUGGGACUCAUCUUUUCAUUCAUACGACGCCCCAAGGCAGUUAUCACUCGCUCACAGUAUAUAAAGGAGGCGACUGAACUUGGGAAGAAAGCUAGAGAACUGAAGAAAGCUGCUGAAGCCCUUCAUCAGGAGGAGAGAAGUGGUUCGAAAGGGAGAAAAUGGCGCAAAAAUGUGAAGGCAAUUGAAAAGGAGUUGCUUCUUCUGGAAGAUGAUAUGAAGGCUUUGGAAGAGAUGUAUCCUCAAGGAGAAAAGGCAGAGACUACUUGGGCAUUAACUGUACUGGGGUAUCUGGGAAAGCUUAUAUUGGGAAUUUUGGGGUUAAUUGUUUCAGUGGCUUGGGUUGCACAUAUUAUUAUAUACUCAUUGAUCAACCCUCCGCUCUCCCCUUUCUUAAAUGAAGUUUUUAUCAAAUUGGAUGAUGUCUGGGGUCUGCUAGGUACUGCAGCAUUUGCAUUUUUCUGUUUCUAUCUUUUGAUUGCAGUAAUUGCCGGAGCUAUGAUGCUUGGUCUAAGACUAGUGUUUAUAACCAUUCACCCGAUGAAGUGGGGAGCAACUUUGAUGAAUUCUUUCCUUUUUAAUGUGGGACUCAUCCUUCUUUGCUCCAUCAGUGUGAUUCAGUUCUGUGCUACAGCAUUUGCUGCGUACGCACAAGCAACUGCUGCCCAGGAGAUAUUUGGCCACACUCUACAGUCUCUUCGUGGAAUUAAAUAUCUUUACAAGUAUAAUGUCUUCCAAUAUGGCUUUGUUGGUCUUGCCAUACUGACCAUCUUCUAUUAUGCAGCAUUUGGAUGGAGGAAGAGGAAACCACGUGCCAGGUUCCAGCUCUCCAGUUAAUCAUGUAUUAUUCGAUGACUUUGUGAAUCAAAUUCGAUGGAGACUUCUGUGCUGCUUGUUCGCUGGAGUGGUAUCGGAUUGCAAUGUGUCAUGAAUGUCAAAAAUCUUCUGUUGCCUACAACAGAGAGACUGAACAUAGUCAAUGACGGUGGGAGAUUAGCAGUAUAGGCUUCAUGGAUAUUUUGAUGGGCUGCUUUGCUGCCACAUCCUUUGUGUAUUGUUAUAUAGUUAUUCAAAUUGAUUGUUCUACUUACUGCUAUCCAUUGUAUUAUUUUUAAUCUCGGCCCCAUCACCUGUAAUUUCUAUCCUGACGAAAAUGAAGAGUACUACAUUAUUUGACAUGUAAUCUAUACGUCGAGAAUGAAGAUUUGUUUUUUUUAAUUUA